Molecule: messenger RNA, 2267 nt
Organism: Brachypodium distachyon (stiff brome)
Lineage: Eukaryota; Viridiplantae; Streptophyta; Magnoliopsida; Poales; Poaceae
Product: probable serine/threonine-protein kinase BSK3
Exons: 12
Coding region: 211-1695 (494 amino acids)
Biological process (GO): brassinosteroid mediated signaling pathway; protein phosphorylation
Molecular function (GO): protein binding; protein kinase activity; ATP binding
Source: RefSeq, a predicted model, not a curated record
CUUCCCCCACCCCCAGCCCCAACCCAGCAUAGCACAGCACACCAAGGUGGUGAGAGCCGGGAGAGAGAGAGGGAGAUCCAAUCCAAUCCCCUUCCCCCCUCUCCUCGGCCUCCGCUGCUUCGAUUUGCUCCGGCGUGCUUGCUUGCUCGCUCGCUCGCACAGGGGUUUGGCGGCUCCGGGUAUUUGGUUGCUCGAGGGGAUCGAUCCAGAAUGGGCGCGCGACUGUCCAAGGUCACCUCCUGGUGCUGCUUCCGCGGGCAGCACCACGGGAGCACGCGGCUCGAGAGUACUGAUACUGUCGAGGAGGAGCAGGGGGAAGCGUACGAAUUGCCUGCGUUCCAGGAGUACUCCUUCGAGCAGCUGCGUCUGGCGACGGCAGGCUUUGCGGUGGAGAACAUCGUGUCCGAGCAUGGCGAGAAGGCGCCCAACGUGGUGUACAAGGGGAAGCUCGACGCUCAGCGCCGCAUUGCCGUCAAGCGGUUCAACCGCUCUGCCUGGCCCGACCCGCGGCAGUUCUUGGAAGAAGCUAAAUCAGUUGGUCAGCUCCGGAGCAAAAGGUUAGCAAAUCUGCUUGGCUGUUGCUGCGAAGGUGAUGAGAGAUUGCUUGUUGCGGAGUACAUGCCUAACGAUACACUAGCAAAACAUCUCUUCCACUGGGAAAACCAAGCAAUGAAAUGGCCCAUGAGAUUAAGGGUUGUUCUCUAUCUUUCUGAGGCUUUAGAAUAUUGCACCAGUAAGGGCCGUGCUCUCUAUCAUGAUCUUAAUGCCUACAGAGUUCUGUUUGAUGAUGAUUGCAACCCUAGGCUUUCAUGUUUUGGCCUCAUGAAGAACAGUCGGGAUGGCAAAAGUUACAGCACCAAUUUGGCAUUUACUCCUCCUGAAUACAUGAGAACUGGACGUAUCACACCUGAAAGUGUCAUAUACAGCUUUGGCACCUUGCUGUUGGACGUUCUCAGUGGGAAGCAUAUUCCUCCUAGCCAUGCCCUUGACCUGAUUCGAGACCGGAACUUUAACAUGCUUACAGACUCAUGUUUAGCGGGUCAAUUUUCAAAUGAGGAAGGCACUGAACUGGUGCGAUUAGCUUCAAGGUGCCUGCACUAUGAACCCCGUGAACGGCCUAAUGUGAGAUCUAUGGUUCAAGCAUUGACUCCUCUUCAGAAGGAUGUUGAGACUCCAUCUUACGAACUGAUGGAUAUGCCCCAAGGCGGUGCAUCAUCUAUGCAAUCAUUGACUCUUUCUCCUCUUGCUGAAGCUUGUUCCAGAAAGGAUCUGACAGCAAUACAUGAAAUUCUAGAAAAGACAGGGUACAAGGAUGACGAGGGAACAGCAAAUGAGCUGUCAUUUCAGAUGUGGACCAAUCAAAUGCAAGACACAUUAACCUCGAAGAAGAAGGGCGACAAUGCUUUUCGACAAAAGGAUUUUACUGCUGCUAUUGAUUGUUAUUCCCAGUUCAUUGAAGUUGGUACGAUGGUUUCCCCAACCAUUUAUGCUCGGCGUUGCCUGUCAUAUCUGAUGAAUGACAUGGCAGAACAAGCUCUCAGUGAUGCAAUGCAGGCUCUAGUAAUUUCUCCGACAUGGCCGACUGCAUUUUACCUUCAGGCUGCAGCAUUACUUUCUUUAGGCAUGGAAAAUGAAGCUCAAGAAGCACUCAAGGAUGGCUCUGCACAAGAGACAAGUAGCAGCAGUGGGCGUUGAAUGUGAACUGAUUUGUUGUCCAGAAAAUGCACAUAAUUUCAGGUGCUCGCUUGAACGAAACCAUUGGAUAUGGAAGCGACUGUUCGUCAUCUGUCAACUUGGCUAAUGGUUCUUCGACCUUCUGUUUUGCGUGUGCGAAACGUCGUCCCUCGUCCGUAUGUAUAUAUGGAAGAAUGCGACAGCAGAGAUCAGGAAAAAGAUGCCAAAAUACAUUGAAGGGCGAAUAAGUCCCGCCGACAGGAAUUUUUUUGGGAAAAGGAAAAAAAAUGCGUCCUGGUUCCUCCUACCGGAAAAAAGGAGGGAAAAAGAUUGUUGUGAAAAGGAACUGUUGUUGAUGUACAUCGUGCUGGUAGCCGUUUAAACCUGUACAGCAUCCCUUGUCUUUGUUCUUUUUUCAUAUUGGUAGCCUAGCCGUAGCCUCAUUGGUAUAUCUUGAGGGAAAAAUCGUGUGAAUUCUUUUCAGCGGCGUGAAAAUGGCAGUUGUCCAAGGGCUUCUUUUUUUCAUUUCUGAAUUUCGCGUGCAGACUUGGAUCUUGUGAUGAAACUGUAUCUCUCUUUGGCGCUGGUUUUCA